AUUCAAAUUCUAACAGAACAAUUCUACCCCGUAUCACGCGUCUUAUCCCUUCUUUUUCUCUAUAAAAACAAGCCAAAAGGAUUGGCCUUCUACUUCACAGUUCUUUCAUUGGAAAGGAGAAAAAAGAAAGAAGAGAGAGAAAUAAUAGAAGAAAUUAAGAGGGGGCGACCUGACCUCAAAGAACACAUAGGUAGUGAUGGCAAGGAACUUCAAUGCUCUCGUUCUUGUGCUAUUUGCCGUGGCCACCCUUCUCCACGGCUCAUCAGCACAGACCAGACACGUGGUUGGCGAAGCAACGGGCUGGACCAUCCCUGCUGGUGGAGCUGCACUCUACACCAAUUGGGCUGCCAAUAAAACCUUCGCCGUAGGCGACAUUCUCGUGUUCAAUUUCGCUACUGGGCAACACGACGUUGCUGGAGUGACAAAAUCAGCGUUUGACGCAUGCAACGGUGGGAGCACCCUUUUCACCACUACCACGGGUCCAGCAACCGUGACGCUGAACCAGACAGGACAACAUUAUUACAUUUGUACCUUCGGAACACACUGUUCCCUCGGUCAGAAACUAGCCAUCAACGUUAGCAAAGCUUCCUCUGCCCCUGCCCCUCAACCCAGUGGAAGCGCCCCUGUCCCAACACCAACACCAACACCAACACCAACCCCAACCCCUACCAAAACACCCACACCAGCACCCGCUCCUGCUCCAUCCACUGGACCAGUUACUUACACUGUUGGAGACACCUUGGGCUGGACUGUUCCUACUAACGGUGCUGCUGCUUACCGAACCUGGGCUCUUGGCAAAACCUUCAAGAUUGGAGACAUCCUAGUGUUCAAUUUUCCAUUGAAUGCACACAACGUGGAGGAAGUGACAAAGGGGAAAUUCGAUUCUUGCAACUCAUCCUCUCCUAUUGCUACUUAUAGCAGUCCACCUGUGAGGGUAACUCUUAAUAAGACUGGUUCACAUUACUUCAUAUGUGGAAUUCCUGGACACUGCUCUGCGGGUCAAAAGCUGGCCAUCAACGUCACUUCCAGCGCCGCCGCCACUCCCCCCUCCUCCGGCGCUACCCCACCUUCUUCCGCCGCCACUCCGCCUUCCUCCUCUGCCACGCCACCUUCCUCCACAAAUUCUCCCACCAAUCCUGCUUCCCCUUCUCCGGCAAGUGCUGUCACCCCCCCACCACAGAACUCUAACGCUGUGUCUCUUGGAGCUUUCGGAUUAUUUGCCACCAUUUUCUCAAUUGCUGCCGCAUUUUUCUGUUAGACACAUGAGAUUGAGACUGAGAUUGUAGUUAGAAUUGUUUUGAACUCGUCAUUCAUUUUCUUUCUAUGGUGUUUCAUGGAUUCAGUAUUUUUAUUUUUAUUUUAUUUUUAUUUUUGAGACAUUUGACAAUAAAGUUAGCUUUUCC
This is a messenger RNA of Abrus precatorius (Indian licorice), 1403 nucleotides long. Its product is annotated as blue copper protein-like. Bases 197 to 1258 code for a protein of 353 amino acids. Gene Ontology annotation, molecular function: electron transfer activity. The transcript has 3 exons. Gene Ontology annotation, cellular component: plasma membrane. The record is from RefSeq and is a predicted model, not a curated record. Lineage: Eukaryota; Viridiplantae; Streptophyta; Magnoliopsida; Fabales; Fabaceae.